GUGCUGCCAAAAUCUUGACUUAGUCGUGUGAGUGUAAAUUUGAUAGAUACCAUACACUUGCAGAUUGGUAUUGGUAUUGGUAAACUUAAACAGUUGCUCUAUAUAAAUUGGCAUAUACAAGACAUAAAUAAAGACAGUGUUGUUUCAUCAAACACAUUCUUCUCUCCAAUGGCGAAUCAUGUCUCAGUUAUCAACUCUUCCUACUGUUCUGCUGACUCCAUCACUCUACAGAUUAAUACUGAGAAAGGAGAGACUUACAAUGAAAACGAUGAUCGUCUCUUUUAUAUGGACGAUACUUUUUUCACACUUCACAACCGUCGUGUCUUAUAUGAUGAUACAAAAAAACCCAUCGUCACCUUCUACAGAAAGGCUGUGACGUUGCAUGAGCGAUGCAAAGUUUUCAAGGGUGAAAGCACUGAUUCAUCUCAAUUGCUAUGCUCUGUGGAGAAAAUCAAUAAUAAAUCGAUCCCACCUGGAAUUACUAAAUUAAACGUGUUCCUUGCAAAAAACCAAGAGAAAAAGAAAAGUGACUUUAGAGUCAUCGUUUCUGGUAUUCAAAGCUCCUGUACAGUUUAUAUCGGUGAAUCUCCUAAUAUUAUAGCUAAGAUGGAGAAUAAUGGAGGCUUCAAUGUCAUGGUGUAUCCUAACGUGGACUACGCAUUCAUAGUGGCACUACUUAUGAUUGUUAAGGAUAUGAAAUUCUCUAAUGCGUCAAUUAAUGAUAUUACACAAAACACUACUACUGCCAUGAAAUUGGCUUCAGCAUCGGUAUCGCUUGCAACAAGUCAGUAAAUAAAUGUGGAAAUUAAUGGUGGCUUCAAUGUCUACGCAUUCAUAGUGGCUCUACUUAUGAUUGUUAAGGAUAUGGAAGUUUGUAUUCAAAUUGCUCUCCAGGUAUAAAAUUGAUUUCAUCAGUGGUAUCGGCUGCAUUAGGCGACUAAAUAAAUGUAUUGUAUAAGAAAAUCAACGGAAGAGUGAGGAAAUAAAUUUCUAUUAUCUUGUAUAUCACUAUUCCUAUUAUCCUUUAUUAUAUCAAUGACAGCAAAGUUAUUGACCAUGGCA
Molecule: messenger RNA, 1062 nt
Organism: Vigna radiata var. radiata (mung bean)
Lineage: Eukaryota; Viridiplantae; Streptophyta; Magnoliopsida; Fabales; Fabaceae
Product: protein LURP-one-related 15-like
Exons: 4
Coding region: 169-792 (207 amino acids)
Source: RefSeq, a predicted model, not a curated record